CAAUUCGAGGUAGGAUUUGUUUUGUGUAACACACGUACUAUGGCCGUCAAAGCACUCUGGUGUUAGCUCAUGUAAAGCUAUCUCUUUCUUUCUUUGGUCUGUCGUUGCGUUGUAGCCAGAUUCUAGCUGUGAUGUGAUGACGGAUAAACGACAGCGUGCCAGAGUUCAGGGCUCCUGGGCCAAACAACUCCCAAAACACCCAAGUCCAGCAGGUCCUAAAGUUGCAGUGCCAAACAACCACCAACCCAAAGAUGCCAACACAGCCUCAGUUUCUUGGGGAUUUAGGUCCCAACAAACCUCUAAGAGUUUUGAGUUUCACCAGCCCUCCAAGCCAGUUAGAAAUGUUCCACAGGAGAAGGUGAUAGAAAAAACAGGUGAUUAUGAGAUCAGCCAUGGACCAUCAGGGGUGUCCAGACUGCGACUGAUGUCUGGGUUUCUUCCCCAAGAAGAGGCUGACUGGAUGUUCAGUAAGCUGCUAGCAGAGCUUCCCUGGUCCCAAAAGACCAACUACAGACAGGGUGAAGCCUACGAGGAGCCCAGGCUGACCUGCUGGUAUGGACAGCUGCCAUACACGUAUGCUUGCUCCACCAUGGCUGCCAACACACAGUGGCAUCCAUUACUGCUAACCCUUCGCCUGGCAGUGGAACAGGCGAGCGGCCACAGCUUCAACUCCCUGCUGUGUAAUUUGUAUCGUGAUGGCCAUGACAGCAUCGGCUGGCACAGUGACGAUGAAGCCUCCCUGGGUUCUAAGCCCGUCAUUGCUUCCCUCAGUCUGGGUGACACCAGAGUGUUCAGCCUUCGCAAGCAGCCUCCACCGGAGGAAGACGGUGACUACACUUACGUGGAACGGAUUCGGGUUCCUCUGAGUCACGGGACACUUCUGCUGAUGGAAGGUGCCACACAGGACGAUUGGCAGCAUCAAGUGGCUAAAGAGUACCAUGACAGGGGUCCACGCAUCAACUUGACUUUCAGAACUAUCUACCCAGAGCCGGAGGGCCACAGGCCAGGAACCAAGAUACGAUUCACAUCCAAGCAGCCGUAAAUUCCCCUCAGUCAGCACUGGCGUACAGGGGCACUUCAACGUACGCUGUUCUAGUUGCCACCUGAUUUGUACUGAGAAUCUCCCAGAUGUCAGAUAUCAAACGCAUGUCCUUAUUCUGAAUAUUGCCUUGGUGAGUUACUUAAAUUUAUUUGAUUUGAUUGGACUUUUAUAGCAAACUUUCAUUGGACCCACAGUUGUUUUAGGUUGUUAAUUAACCAUUUUGACUAAGAAGUACACUGCUGUUCAGAAGUUUGGGGUCCCUUAGAAAUGUUCUCAUUUUUGAAAGAAAAGCAGUUUUUUUUUCUCAGUUGAGAUAACAUUAAAUUAAUCAGAAAGACAAUCUAGAAAUUGAUGUGGUAUAUGGCUGAUUUUUGAUGGAAUAUCUCCAUAGGGGUACAGAGGAACAUUUCUAGCAACCAUCACUCCUGUGUUCUAAUACUACACUGUUAGCUAAUGGUGUUGAAAGGCUAACUGAUGAUUAGAAAACCCGUGUGGAAUUAUGUCAGUAAGUGAGUUUUUUUGGAAACCAUGACAUUGUCUGGGUGACCCCAAACUUUUGAACAGUAGGGUAAAUGUGUGCAUGUUAAUAAUUCCAUGUCACUGGAAUGUGUUUCUUUAUGAAAGACAGUCAAACCAUUACUAUCAGAGUACUCACUGUCCAGAAUCUCCCUCUUGAUAUUAUUUUGGUAAAGUGCAUUCAAAUGUGAACAAUUUUCAGCCUCGUUUGUCUUGGCAAGCAUCUAGAGAGAACAUAGUUGUUAUUCAAGUGAAGGAGCAAGUGAAUCUCUAUGGCUGAGAGUUGUUUUUACAAUGAAGCAGCACAUUGUCAGUACCAACUCGUCAAAAUAAAUCACUUAAAAUACUUGAUUAAAUGGUUUCUGGUUCUGCCGCAGUUACAAAAAUAGCAGUUUUUUUUGUUUCAUCUGAACAAAUUUAGUUAUUUAAUAUUACAUUAAAUGUUUGAAACCUAAACAGUUUAAUUACACCUUGUAUUAUACCCAGUUUGGCAUGUGAGUUCUUUGUGUUGUUGCCUCUGAUAUCACAACCUGCUGCCGUUUCAGAAUGAGCACCAGUUGUAAAACCUAUGUCAGUACUUUUCUUUGGUAAAUAAAGAAAUGGAGAGAAUUUUUUUGUGACAAAUUUCUCUCAACCAUG
Acanthochromis polyacanthus (spiny chromis) is the source of this 2197-nucleotide messenger RNA. It is a transcript of the gene alkbh3, whose product is annotated as alkB homolog 3, alpha-ketoglutarate dependent dioxygenase. Gene Ontology annotation, molecular function: dioxygenase activity. Lineage: Eukaryota; Metazoa; Chordata; Actinopteri; Pomacentridae. The transcript is spliced from 11 exons. The coding region runs from base 137 to 1042 and encodes 301 amino acids. The record is from RefSeq and is a predicted model, not a curated record. Gene Ontology annotation, cellular component: nucleus. Gene Ontology annotation, biological process: DNA alkylation repair; DNA repair.